Messenger RNA from Oppia nitens, 1029 nucleotides. It is a transcript of the gene SmB, whose product is annotated as small nuclear ribonucleoprotein-associated protein B-like. The record is from RefSeq and is a predicted model, not a curated record. Bases 174 to 884 code for a protein of 236 amino acids. Gene Ontology annotation, molecular function: RNA binding. Gene Ontology annotation, cellular component: U5 snRNP; U4 snRNP; U2-type prespliceosome. NCBI's taxonomy places the organism in Eukaryota, Metazoa, Arthropoda, Arachnida, Sarcoptiformes, Oppiidae. The transcript is spliced from 3 exons. Gene Ontology annotation, biological process: mRNA splicing, via spliceosome.
UUUGAUGUCAUCAUUGAUGUCGGCAUUCAUGCAAUCCAUGUGUUUGUGUUUUAUGUGACAAAACGUAAAUCAAUUAAUAUAUUGAUUGAAAUAAAUUGAUUUGUUUUAAGUGAUUGUCAUCUGAUUUAUCACUUAUUUUGGGUUAUAUUUGGUGCCAAUUAUUGACAUUAAAGAUGACGAUAUCAAAGAACAAUAAGAUGGUUCAGUUCAUCAAUUAUCGGAUGCGAGUGAGUCUUCAGGACAGUCGGACAUUCAUCGGUACAUUCAAAGCAUUUGAUAAGCAUAUGAACCUUAUAUUAGCCGAUUGUGAAGAGUUUCGUAAAAUUAAGUCCAAAGGAUCUAAAGGUCUCGAAAGAGAAGAGAAACGAGUUCUUGGAUUUGUUCUGUUGAGAGGACAAAACAUCGUCUCAUUGACCGUUGAGGGACCGCCACCUCCUGAGGAAGGAGUUCCUAGAGUUCCCAUUCCCGGCUCAAUGCAUGGACCGGGAAUUGCUCGUGCAGUUGGUCGUGGUUUACCUACUGCUCCACCUGUAGCCGGUGCUCCACCAGGACUACAAGGACCAGUUCGGGGAGUAGGAGGUCCUGCAGCCACUGUUAUGGCACCACAAGGUGGCAGAGGUAUUCCCACUGCUCCACCCCCGACCGCUCCCGUAAUUCCUGGUAGAGGUGCGCCACCACCCGGAUUAAUUGCCGGUCCUCCACCUGGUAUUAUUCCUGGAAUGCCUGGGGGUCCACCUCCACAAAUGCCAAUGGGAAGAGGUAUGCCACCCACUGGACCACCUCCUCUGGGACCACCUCCUGGUAUGAGACCACCGCCUCCAGGAAUGAUGAGACCUGGAGCCCCACCUCCAGGUGCUCCUGGAAUGCCACGACCUCCACAUUAAAAAUUUAGUCAAUGGUCAUUGACUUUUAAUAUAGUUACAAGUAUUUCACUAAUAAUUUUUACUUUAAUACAUAUUAAUUAAUUUACUCAUCAAUUUAAAUAACAAUAAUUUGCAAAACAAUUUUAUGUGAAAUAAUGUACUAAAU